AUGGCCGCUUCUUCUCUCCUCAGAUCCGCGCUCCUCGCACCUUCAUCUUCCGAUCGCUUCAAGGUCUCUUCUCGCAUCGCCGAUUCUCUGACUGUUCUUCCAUUUUCGCAUCUUUUUUCGCAUUUUCCUGCAUUUGUUUGUAAAAUGUCACCAAGUACUGUAUUUAGUAACGUCUCGAGCUGUAAUGUAAAAUCUAUGGGAUUACAGAGCAGCAUAUUUGGUACUUCAAUUCAAUAUGACUCAUUAGUCUUACAAAGCUACAAUGCUCGGGGGAUCCAGCCUAUUAAAGCCACAGCAACAGAAAUCCCUCUCCCCACCCAGCAAUCAAGGAGCACUGGGAAGACAAGAGUUGGAAUAAACGGUUUUGGUAGAAUUGGAAGGUUGGUGCUACGUGUAGCAACUUCAAGAGAUGAUAUUGAUGUUAUUGCAAUUAAUGAUCCAUUUGUUAAUGCAAAAUAUAUGGCUUACAUGUUUAAAUAUGAUUCUACCCAUGGUGCAUUCAAGGGGACCAUUAAGGCUUUGGAUGACUCUACUUUGGAAAUUAAUGGGAAGCAGGUUAAAGUUGUGAGCGAAAGAGAUCCUGCAGAUAUCCCAUGGAGUGAUUUUGGGGCUGAUUAUGUCAUUGAGUCUUCAGGAGUUUUUACAACUGUUGAGAAAGCUUCAUCACAUUUGAAGGCUGGUGCCAAGAAAGUAAUAAUAUCAGCUCCAUCUGCUGAUGCACCAAUGUUUGUGGUAGGAGUGAAUGAGAAGACAUACCACCCAGAAAUGGACAUUGUUUCUAAUGCAAGCUGCACAACCAAUUGUCUUGCUCCACUUGCCAAGGUUGUUCAUGAAGAGUUUGGUAUAGUUGAAGGUUUAAUGACAACUGUUCAUGCAACAACAGCAACACAAAAGACUGUAGAUGGCCCUUCUAUGAAGGACUGGCGAGGGGGAAGAGGGGCAAGCCAAAAUAUAAUUCCAAGUUCAACUGGUGCUGCGAAAGCUGUUGGGAAAGUUCUUCCUGAGUUAAAUGGAAAACUCACUGGGAUGGCAUUCCGUGUACCAACUCCCAAUGUUUCUGUGGUGGAUUUGACUUGCCGGCUUAAGAAGAAUGCUUCCUAUGAAGAUGUUAAAGCUGCAAUAAAGUAUGCCUCAGAGGGACCACUGAAAGGAAUCCUUGGGUACACAGAAGAGGAUGUUGUCUCUAAUGACUUUGUUGGUGAUUCAAGGUCAAGUAUCUUUGAUGCUAAGGCUGGCAUUGCACUUAGUUCUUCCUUCAUUAAGCUGGUUUCGUGGUAUGACAAUGAAUGGGGUUACAGCACCCGAGUGUUAGACCUUAUAGAGCACAUGGCAUUGGUGGGAGCUCAACAUUGA
Sphenostylis stenocarpa is the source of this 1353-nucleotide messenger RNA. Lineage: Eukaryota; Viridiplantae; Streptophyta; Magnoliopsida; Fabales; Fabaceae. The record is from the annotation of a GenBank genome assembly.